UCACCGUUGAAAAUUAACGUGCAACCCUCACUCCGUCGUCACGGUCACGAUCACAACAAGAGGCGAAGCUCACUGCAACGUCUGUGACGUCGAGGUCACAGCCGUCGAGUCCACCGCCGUUGAGCCCACCGCCGUUGAGCCCACCGCUGUUGAGAACCACUCCCGGAAGCUAAAUCCCUUACUGCCACAAACAAUUGGUCACCCUAGCUCUCCGAAUCGUGCCACGAAAUCGCGCUUCUAGUCCUUUUGGAUCGUGGUCUCGAAGAUCAUUUUGAAUUUAGAAUUUCCAAGAUCGCCAAUUCUAACCUCGUUGUGAUCAUCAAGCUCGUCAUGAUCGGCAAGCUCAUCGCCAUCCAUGUUCGUUGCUACCCUUAUAGUCACAUUCAAACGCUGCCCCAAAUAGCUAAGGGUCCGCUAGUCGACCAAGUUCAGACGUGCCACGACUAGCUGCAAAUGUUGAUGGACAGUUAGGGUAACAAAAUUGCUGGUGUUGAGGUGCUAAUUAGAGGUCAAUUUGCAAAUGGCUACACCUGCUAAUUCCAGUAAGAGUGGGAACUGGAAGCGAAAAGAAUUGUUGUUUCUUGUGAUUUAUGCAAUCGUUUUCUAUGUUAUCAUCAUCAACCGUUCACUUCAACUCUCUCGCGAUUAUUACAAACAGCUGUCAGGUUUACGCCCGGGUUGGCUCUUAGCUAACCACCUCAAUGAUGUUUCAGAUGCUCAGUGGAGGAAUUUUCGAGGAAAUAUAUCUGUUCUUACUCUUGUCUUUGGAAUUUUCACUCUUCUUGCCUACUUGAUGAAGGCUUUCUUUGAUUUAAGAGUUAGAGGAAUGUCCAUUGCGUGGCUUUUAUUUUCUUUGGCGUACUUGUCAUAUCUUCAUGGAGUAUGCAUAGCUUUUAUCCUAUCAAUAGCUACUGGAAAUUUUAUUCUUGUAAAGAUAUUUGCACAGAAGGAGUACUUCCCACUUAUACUUUGGAGUUACAACAUAUUGUUUCUUCUCAGUAAUCGGAUUUAUGAAGGAUAUUCAUUCUCUAUAUUUGGGCAACAAUGGGCAUUUUUGGACAAUUACCGGGGCAGCUUUAGGUGGCACAUAUGCUUCAACUUUGUUGUUUUGCGCAUGAUAAGCUUUGGAUUCGAUUAUCACUGGACUAAUCGAGAUUCUCAUUUUGAUCAGGAGAAGCAUUAUCAACGUUGUCAUAUUUGUAAAUCCGGAAAAUCUUGCUAUCAAGUUUUACAGGAGAGAAGUCUGCCAAAUGACAGGUUUGGAUAUAUCACGUACCUUUGUUAUUUGGUAUAUGCACCACUUUAUAUCGCUGGUCCAAUACUGAGCUUCAACGCUUUUACCUCACAGCUAGAUGUUCCUCAAAACACCAUUUCGGUUAGAAACGUGACACUCAAUGGUUUUCGCUGGAUAUUGAGUAUUAUCCUCAUGGAAUUAAUGACUCAUCUAUUCUACUACAAUGCCUUCGCUAAUAGUGAUUUGUGGAAGCACUUAUCUCCUAUGGACGUGUUCAUCAUUGGAUAUGGUGUAUUAAACUUCAUGUGGCUAAAAUUUUUAUUGAUCUGGCGCUUUUUCCGAUUUUGGUCACUGAUAAAUGGAAUUGAGGCUCCGGAGAACAUGCCAAAAUGCAUUAAUAAUUGCCACAACUUGGAAGGCUUCUGGAAAAAUUGGCAUGCUUCCUUCAACAAGUGGCUUGUGAGGUAUAUUUACAUUCCUCUUGGGGGAUCGAAGAAAAAGCUACUAAAUGUGUGGGUUGUAUUCACAUUUGUUGCAAUCUGGCAUGAUUUAGAGUGGAAGCUUCUUUCAUGGGCAUGGUUGACCUGUAUAUUCUUCAUCCCUGAGUUGGUUUUUAAAUCUGCAGCAAAAGCUUUCCAGGCUCAAAGUUCUUUUGGAGUAUGCAUAUUUCGUGAACUCAGUGCUGUUGCUGGGGCAGUCACAAUUACUUGCCUCAUGGUGGCUAAUCUGGUUGGGUUUGUGGUUGGACCGGGAGGCAUUAACUGGCUGCUUUCUUCUUUCCUUCACAAGGAAGGUUUGCCCGUCCUUGGCGGCAUGCUUGUGACAUUUUACGUUGGAACAAAGAUUAUGUUCCACAUUGAGGAGGCAAAGCAAAGAUUGCCCUGAACUGGGACAAUUACUUUUGACCAUGUGAAAAUAUUCAGACUCAUUUUUUAGUCCAUAUAUGGUUUAAACUUGAAUGUUAUAUUUUUUAAUUAAAUUAUAUUAAAUUAGAGUUGAAUUAAUAAAAUUAAGAAAGAAAAUGUAUUUUCAUGGAAAUGUUAAAAUCCAAGAAAGAUAACGACCAAAGAGACA
Vigna unguiculata (cowpea) is the source of this 2308-nucleotide messenger RNA. Its product is annotated as membrane-bound O-acyltransferase gup1-like. The record is from RefSeq and is a predicted model, not a curated record. Gene Ontology annotation, molecular function: acyltransferase activity. Gene Ontology annotation, cellular component: endoplasmic reticulum. Lineage: Eukaryota; Viridiplantae; Streptophyta; Magnoliopsida; Fabales; Fabaceae.